Molecule: messenger RNA, 726 nt
Organism: Bacidia gigantensis
Lineage: Eukaryota; Fungi; Ascomycota; Lecanoromycetes; Lecanorales; Ramalinaceae
Exons: 2
Coding region: 1-726 (241 amino acids)
Source: RefSeq, a predicted model, not a curated record
AUGCAGCUCACCAACACCCUCGUUCUCUGCGCUUCCUUCGUCGCCCAUGCUGUCGCGCAAAGCAAACUCGCCUUCACUACCCUCCCCAGCUCCGUCAAGGCUGGUGACUCCGUCUCUCUGAAAUGGGCUGGUGGUGAUGCCAAUCAGCCUGUGACCAUCACUCUCAAGAAGGGCAGCGCAAGCAACCUGCAGACCGUCGGCUUCGUCGUGCAGAACGCGAAUGGCAAUUCCUACACCUGGGCUGUCCCAGUGAACACACCAUCGGCCAGCGACUAUGCCCUCCAGAUCACCCAAGAUGGCGACCAGAUCAACUACACCGGCCUCUUCUCCAUCACGGGCGGCACAUCUGGCUCAGCCUCUGGAACCUCCGCAUCCGUCACAGCGGCCGCAUCAAGCACCCCUUCCGCUUCUGCCAACGUCACCACCACCAUUACGCCCAAGCCAUCCGGCACUGCUCCUCUCGGCACCGCUGGCACCGCUGGUACUGCAGGCAGCUCGAUCAGCCGCAACACCACUUUGAGCCGCGCCACCCUCUCAGCCAGCUCAUCCAGCGCCUCCGCCAGCUCCACCUCUUCCGACGAGUCGACCUCAACCACAUCAGGCGAAGGCUCCAGCUCGACCAGCUCAUCCAGCCCAGCACCCUCUCCAUCCGGUGCCGCUGGCACAAUCGCCAGCAACUUCGGUUUGCUGUGUGCUGGUAUCGCGGCCGUUGCCUACCUGGGUUGA